This is a messenger RNA of Mesorhabditis spiculigera, 765 nucleotides long. Lineage: Eukaryota; Metazoa; Nematoda; Chromadorea; Rhabditida; Rhabditidae. The record is from the annotation of a GenBank genome assembly.
AUGUGGGCUUGCUGGCUUCUACUGCUCGCCUGCUGGACGCCGAUUCACGCACAAAUACCGUAUCCGGGAACGUCGAAGGAAGCAUGGGUGUAUUGCGAGAUGAAACCGGCGCGGUCGUCGCUAACGUGGCCCGACGGAAAGCAAACGGUGUGGACGCCGGCGGUGAUGUUCCAUUUUAAAUCCGAGAAACAAGAAACAUGCAUCGUGUGCAAGUGCCACAAAAUUUGGCCAACCGACAUUCAUCCAAUCCACGGCUGGCGAUGGGACGGCACGCCGGAGGACUGGGAGGCCCGCAUUGGCAAGUGGUGCGUUUUUCGCGUGGACGCCGAGGCGAAUAGGGCCUACCCGCUGCUGAAGUGCAUGCUAAAUGUGACACGUCAAGGGGAUUACUGCACAUUGAGCGAAUGGUCCCGUCCAGUCGACGAAGAAACUGAACCCGAUGCCGAUGUUUGGCGGCAGUACUACAGCUUGUAUCCGGAAAAUGUGAACCUCACAGAGCACAUGUACCCUCCCUGGCUCUCUCCCACAAACUUCACCACCCCCGCCGUGCAGGCUGAUGAUGAUAUACCCUUCGAGACAUACUAUUAUACCGGGAUGAUCAUCGCCAUUCCCCUGACCAUCUUCAUCACCGUCCUUGCCUGCGUGUACUUCGGAAUUGCGAAAAGGGCCGAGACGCUUGAGGGUUCUGAGCGCGCCACUUCCAACUCUGAUGACCCGUCGGACCCGCCGACUGCCUCUGAAAAAGCCCCCGAGACGACGCCAGCU